Molecule: messenger RNA, 3116 nt
Organism: Trachemys scripta elegans
Lineage: Eukaryota; Metazoa; Chordata; Testudines; Emydidae
Gene: HSD17B2
Product: hydroxysteroid 17-beta dehydrogenase 2
Exons: 5
Coding region: 855-2063 (402 amino acids)
Molecular function (GO): oxidoreductase activity
Source: RefSeq, a predicted model, not a curated record
UUAUUGACUGUAUGACAGUUUCAUGUUGCGGAACAGAAUUUUGAACAGCAAGCACCUGCCAAAACUUGCUUAACGUAACCUUUAAAGUUCAGUCCAAGAUUUGGUCUGAAGUUAGUUGACCAGUGCUCAUUUGGAAUCAUAUUCUCAGAAACAUGAGGCAAACCCCCUCCAAUUUCAAUCAACCAAAAACACAGUGAUCAGAUGAAUACGGGUACGGAAUGUGUCAAUAUCCAAAGGAACACAUUAAAUCCAGGAAAGGCAAUCUUGUUUAGCUUUGGUGUUUCCUUGAGAUAAAGUGGGUGAUGAUAGCAUGAUGGGAACAUAGAAAAUAUGAAGGUAACAUUAGUGCAACGACAGCUACGUAUUUUGAACUAGAAAGAGUAAACACUGCAGGCCUGAUUCUCAACAUAUGCCGGUGUAAAUCAGAAAAAAUCCACUGAAGUCAGGCCCCCAAAUUCAUAGGAAGGACACUCCUGUUUUUAACUAUAGUAGAAAUACUUUUUCUAUUUAGUGAAACUCCAUUUAAGUGUGUCAGACAUGUCAAAGUUACAUUUUGCCCUAGGCCAGGGCUUGCUACUUCAUGUCCAUUCCUGACUCUGUCAAUCAUUAUCCAACCAGUGUAUCGGGGUGGAGCUGAAAGGCAAUAAAAAUAAGAGGUGAAAAGGGGAAGUGUUCUAGUAUUUACACCCGUACCUGAAGUGAUUCAGAUAAACCAGUCUUACAUUUUGCAAUAUUUCUUUCUUACUUCAGGAUCCUAAACCAAUUCCCCUUUCCGUGCCCCACCCCCUCAGCCAGUUCAUAUAAAACUCACUCUGCCUUUAGCAACACCUUGCUAGGCUGUUGUCUGUUAGUGCAUGAGUGUCUGCCUUCUCUCAAGGAGAAUGGACACUUACAUCUCUAUAGCUGACCCUUCUGUCUUGCUCUGCUUGAGUAUGACUGCAGCAUUUGGAAUAAUCACCUUUUACAAAACCAAGAAGAACCAGGUGGGGAAAAAGUGUGUAUUUGCCCGUGGUCUCCUCCUUCUGCUUUUAUUGGGAAUACUCUGUUUUGCCACGCUGAAAAGUUAUGUAGGCUUAAUCCUGUUCUCCAUGGCAUGUCUCAUCUGUUACAUUCACUUAUCAGUUCAAACAAUGUUACCUGUGGACAACAAAGCUGUAUUGAUCACAGGAAGCGAUUCCGGGAUUGGACAUGCAUUGGCGAAGUACCUUGAUAAUUUAGGAUUUGUUGUAUUUGCUGGUGUCUUAAAUAAAAAAGGAGCUGGGGCUGAAGAAUUAAAAAGAAGCUGUUCCCAGAGACUUUGUGUCCUGCAACUGGAUAUAACCAAUUCUGCACAAAUUAAGGAAGCCUAUCUUAAAAUUUCAGAGAUGGUGCAAAAUACAGGGUUAUGGGGUGUUGUCAACAAUGCUGGAAUCUUGGGGUUUCCUGCAGAUGGUGAGCUGCUGCCCAUGAGUGUUUACAAGCAGUGUAUGGAUGUGAAUUUCUUUGGGCAUGUAGAGGUGACCAAAAUGUUCUUACCGUUACUUCGGAAAUCCAAAGGAAGGCUAAUUAAUAUCUCUAGUAUGGCAGGAGGCAUUCCGAUGACAAGGUUUGCCGCAUAUGGUGCAUCAAAAGCAGCUCUGUCCAUGUUUUCCGGAGUAAUGAGGCAGGAGCUUGCCAAAUGGGGAAUUAAAGUUGCUGCAGUUCAUCCAGGAGGCUUCAGAACAGGCAUACAAGGUACAUCUGAGCUGUGGGCUAAGCAAGAAAAGCAUCUUCUGGAGAAUCUCACACCAGACGUGAAGAAAGAUUAUGGUGAAGACUACAUUGAAGCACUGAAAAAUUUCCUCCUGCACAUGCCAGUUCAUUGUGCUCCUGACCUCUCUCCAGUAUUAGAUGAUGUUCUCAAUGCUUUAUUGGCAAAGAGUCCACAUGGUUUAUACACUCCAGGCAAAAGUGCUUACCUAGCUCUGUGUACCUUUUGCUAUUUUCCUCUCUGGCUUUACGAUUUGUACAUUGGUAAGAUGCAAAGUAACAAAAGUGUACCCAGUGCUUUAAGGGCAUCAGAGGCCAAAAACAAGAACACGUAAGCAGAGUGUGGAAUUCCGUCAGCAUUUUAAAUUACACCAGGAGAACAGGGCAAGGUUUUGUGUGAAGACACCGUUUGCUACAUUGCAAUUUACUGGGGCCCUUUGCUCGUCAAAUUGCAUUCCAGCUGCUGGGCAAUUGGGGCUGAGGUUAAUCUUGAAGCUUUGUGUAUUUUAGGCCUUGUCUACACUACGGGGGGAGAUUGAUCUAAAUUAUGCAACUUCAGCUAUGUGAAUAAUGUAGCUGAAGUUGACGUACUUAGAGCUACUUACCAUGGGGUCCACACUAUGCGAUGUCGACUGCACUUGCUGAGGACUAGCUUCUUGGCAAGUUUUAAAAAUAACUUCAUUUUAUUUGAGUGCCAAAAAAAUUAUUUUGUUUAAGUACUUGGGGAUCAAAUGCUUCUCAUAUAUGGGAUAACCCAAUCAUGGUCAAAUUAAAUUUUACUUUAAAAUAUUCUCUCUUUGGGUUCAGAACAUGUAUGACAAAUUUUGGCCCCCCUCAAGGGUAAUUUUUCUGAAAAAGUUUUCGGGGCUUAAAAAUUAAAGUGGAAAUGUUGUUUCCCCAUCAGGACUUAAAAACACCUUCAACAUUUGUACGUGUUCACUGGCAAGUGAGAUUUUUGAUUUUCAAAAGACUCUGUGUCUGUGUGACGCUGAUUUUCAGUGAACAAAGCCAAGUAAUGAAGCAAGAAUAACAACUUUUGGAGCCAAGGUUGUUUUUAGCAGGCCUAUAUGAUAACCUGAUAAGUGCUUCCUUGAUGCAUGGAUUUUCAAAAGACAAUAAAUGACCUGAGAGUGCAAGUCCUACUGAAAGUCCAACAUAUGACCAAGGGCCAGAUUUUUAAAGGUAUUUAGGUGCCUGGUCAGAUUGUCAAAAUCGUCUCAGCGUGCAACACUCAAUUAAAUCAAUGAGUUUUAGGCAACUAGAUAUUUUGGGAAAAAAAAAACCCGGGCACCUAAAUAUCUUUUAAAAAACCUGCUGCUACAUCACUGAGAAGCACAAGUCCUGUUGAAAAUCAAACAUGUGACUCAGGAGUACUUGUGGCACCUUAG